UUCGGUCCAGUGUGAUAAAAUAGAACAAUUCAAUAUGGCUUCUCAUGGAUGAUUCUUUCUUUUCAACUGGAAUCUAUUUAAACAAUAUAAACUGUAAAUCAGCUUAUUAUGUCCAACCCUUCGGUCCGUUCCACUAGGCUUAAUGCCAGGAAGCGCCGAAAGAAGGCAAAAUCGAAGCCAGUGCAACGGAAAAGGCGAAGUGCUGACACAGACAUUCUGGAAGAAGCUCAGGUGAUUCAAGCUGGACCAAGUGGUAGUAACAGCAAUGGUGGCAAAUACAACUUACGUCGAAGACGAGCUACUGAUUUACAAACAAAGGAAGAAAAGAAGGAAACCAAGCCAGUAGUUCCCGUAAAACGACGGCGGAAACUAGCAGCUGUUAAUCCUGCACUAGUUCCCACUGGUGGUGUGGGAGCCAAAUACCUCCAGGAGGACCUGCCUGAUGAAGUGUUACUGAAGAUAUUUUCCUACCUGCUAGAGCUGGAUCUCUGUGUUGCGGCACAGGUGUGUCGUCGCUUCAGGGACAUUGCCAAUGAUCUGGAACUUUGGAAAAAUUUAUACCAAGAUGUCUUUGAGUAUGAUAAUCCCUUGCUCAACCCUGAACCAAGAGUCUUCAAGUUUAUCAACCCAACUGAUUCCGAGUAUGAGAACUCCUGGAGAGAGAGCUUUAAACAACUGUAUCGUGGCUUCCAUGUACGACCUGGUUAUGCGUCUCUCUACAACCCACGGGGGAAACGGUUAAAAGGAAGAAAUCUCAUGUGUUUUGAAUGUAUAGAGCAGGCGUACAGUUACGUGGACACAGAGGAGGUGGAGAACCCUCUCAUCUUUGUUCACUCUGGUCUGUACCAGGGGGAGUUCCUCCUCAUCGAUAUCUCAGUGUCAAUCAUUGGAGCCGCUCCAGGGAACGUCAUGGAUCAUGUGAUAAUUGAGCGGGAGAGUGAAUCAACAGUCAUGUUUGUUGACGGUGCUAAGGGAGCGUAUCUUGGAUACCUCACGUUGAAGUUCACACCCGACAUCACCUCAUCCGUACCCCACCAUCGGCAUUACUCACUGGAGAUAGCUGAGAACUGUACACCUACUGUCGACCACUGUCGCAUCAAGAGCACAUCUGUCGUGGGAGCUGCAGUUUGUGUGUCUGGCUCUGGGUCGGACCCGACAAUCAAACACUGUUUAAUCAAGGACUGUGAGAAUGUUGGCCUCUACAUCACGGACUAUGCUCAGGGUGUUUAUGAGGACAAUGAGAUCAGUGGCAAUGCUCUGGCUGGUAUCUGGGUCAAGAACCAUUCCAACCCCAUCAUGCGCAGAAACCACAUACAUCAUGGACGGGAUGUCGGAGUGUUCACCUUCGAUAACGGCUUGGGUUACUUUGAUUCCUGUGAUAUCCACAACAACCGCAUUGCUGGCUUUGAGGUGAAGGCAGGGGCCAACCCCACGGUUGUACGCUGUGAGAUCCAUCAUGGCCAAACUGGGGGCAUCUACGUACAUGAAAAUGGCAGGGGGCAGUUCAUCGAGAACAAAAUACACUCCAACAACUUCGCUGGAGUGUGGAUCACAUCCAACAGUGAUCCUACAAUAAGAAAAAAUGAAAUCUACAAUGGGCAUCAGGGUGGUGUGUACAUAUUUGGGGAUGGACGAGGGCUUAUAGAACACAACAAUAUUUAUGGCAAUGCUCUGGCUGGUAUCCAGAUUCGAACUAACAGCAACCCGAUUGUAAGACACAACAAGAUCCAUCAUGGCCAACAUGGUGGAAUAUAUGUGCAUGAGAAAGGUCAAGGUCUGAUUGAGGAGAAUGAGGUGUAUGCCAACACUUUGGCCGGUGUGUGGAUCACGACAGGCAGUACCCCCGUGCUGCGCCGCAACAGAAUACACAGCGGCAAACAGGUGGGAGUGUACUUCUAUGACAAUGGGCAUGGUGUGUUAGAGGACAAUGAUAUCUUCAACCAUUUGUACUCAGGAGUACAGAUAAGGACUGGGAGUAACCCACUGAUUCGCCGCAACAAGAUUUGGGGAGGCCAGAAUGGUGGCAUCUUGGUGUACAACAGCGGGCUGGGGAUGAUAGAGAACAACGAGAUCUUUGACAAUGCCAUGGCAGGCAUCUGGAUCAAGACCGACAGCAACCCAGUGCUACGCCACAACAAGAUACAUGAUGGUCGAGAUGGAGGGAUCUGUAUCUUCAAUGGCGGGAAAGGGAUCUUGGAAGAGAAUGAUAUCUUCCGCAACGCCCAGGCUGGCGUCCUCAUCAGUACACAGAGCCAUCCUAUCUUGCGAAGGAACCGUAUCUUUGACGGGCAGGCAGCAGGUGUCGAAAUAACAAAUAAUGCCACAGCCACACUAGAAGAGAACAAGAUCUUUAACAAUAAAUUUGGAGGCCUGUGUCUUGCCAGUGGAGUCAACCCCAAACUGAAAGACAACAACAUCAGCGGCAACCACAACAUGGUGGAGAAAGCUGUGGGUGCCGGCCAGUGUCUCUACAAGAUCUCCAGCUAUACAAGCUUUCCCAUGCAUGACUUCUACAGAUGUCGGACAUGUAACACAACGGAGAGGAAUGCUAUUUGUGUGAACUGUAUCAAAACCUGCCAUGCCGGUCAUGAGGUAGAGUUUAUACGUCACGACCGUUUUUUCUGUGACUGUGGAGCAGGGACCCUGAAUAACCAGUGUCAGCUUCAGGGGGAGCCCACGCAGGACACAGACACUCUCUACGACUCGGCUGCACCCAUGGAGUCACACACACUCCGAGUCAAUUGAUGUGGGUCCCCUGCUGGGCUAGUUGUCGGUUUCCUGCAGCCACUGUGUGGCUGACUGGGUCCCAUUCAUGGGAGUCGCAUCCAGGGUAUCUCCUCACAAGCUUGGAAGUCUUCACAAGGAUUAUUGUCAAGAUGAUACCAUGCCUUGAAGAGGUGUGUUGCUCGCCCUGUUUGGCCUUUUGAAGGUUUUGUGGGCAUUACAGUGUAGGAGCAUGAUAUGUGUCGACGUUGUUGAGGCAGCCGGUGUCUCACGGAGAACAUUGUGAGGUGAUCCUUGGUAUGGCUAAUGGAAGAGAGGGCAUCUACUCUGUCCUAGCUAGAAGCUCAACAUCUUCUCUGACUAUGCAGUCAGAUGUAUCGUUGUAUGAACCUACGCCUAUAUUCAUGGCCUUUUUUAUGAUGUCCAAAACAUAUGCAUCAAAAUCUGCAACCAAAGACUUGUUUUGUAUAUAUAUCUACAAUAUUUAUGCUUGAAUGUGCUGUUUUAUGUUACCGGAUGACUGUACAUACUGAUCUGUAGAGUUUUGUUGUCCCCUCUGUUGUGAUGAAACCAAGUCUGUUAAACAUGACCGUUACCUCAGUUCUUCCACACAAUUCAGGCCAGUCGAAAAGGAUGGGGAGGGGGGGAGGAGAGGACGAAAGGGAAACAGGGGAAGGCCACCAGGAGGUAAUACUAUAGGA
This is a messenger RNA of Haliotis rufescens (red abalone), 3425 nucleotides long. Its product is annotated as F-box only protein 11-like. The coding region runs from base 109 to 2745 and encodes 878 amino acids. The transcript has 18 exons. Gene Ontology annotation, biological process: protein ubiquitination; ubiquitin-dependent protein catabolic process; regulation of apoptotic process. The record is from RefSeq and is a predicted model, not a curated record. Lineage: Eukaryota; Metazoa; Mollusca; Gastropoda; Lepetellida; Haliotidae. Gene Ontology annotation, molecular function: zinc ion binding; protein binding.